Molecule: messenger RNA, 2945 nt
Organism: Gaeumannomyces tritici R3-111a-1
Lineage: Eukaryota; Fungi; Ascomycota; Sordariomycetes; Magnaporthales; Magnaporthaceae
Exons: 1
Coding region: 649-2685 (678 amino acids)
Source: RefSeq, a predicted model, not a curated record
AGCAGCACCAGACAGCACCACCGCGGCCGAGUUACGUGCUGAGGGGAAGGCAGCGCCCAACGUCACCAGACUGGGCCAGACUGGUCAAUUCAUCGAUAGCAGCUACAUCGCCUCCACACGUCGACCGCGUUGACCAGAACGUCCCCUGCAUGGUCACAUGCGCCUGGUGACUGACAGAGUGGCAGGCGACGUGAAGUCUGAGACAUCUGGUCGCUCUGAUUCUUUGCUAGCAGGGCAUCGCGCCUGCGACCACAGAGACUCACCCUUGGUCUCCAUCGCACUGGAGGUGCCUGUGUGAGGUUGACUGUUAUGUUGCUUUGAAUUUCCUUCCUGCGAGUCCGUCCACCCCAGUCAAGGCACCUGCCACUCUUGAUAUCGUUUGAAUCCGUCAGGACGGCAGGGCGACGAACGGCCUCGCUCUUUAUUCUCGAUGAGCCGGCCCUCUCCCGCGACCCUCCUUCCAUCGUUAUAUCCCAGUAAGAUUGUGUUUGAUGUCUGUUGAAGCACCUGUCGCGCCAUAUCCGGCUAGCAGCUGCAUCGCGCCUCCAUCUUGUCAGACGUGCUGCGUAUCGAGUCGAAACGACCCCGUCAGCUCCUCCUGCGACAGGCCUCCUCCUCUGUGUGCCUAGCCAGCUCACACAUGCAACUAUGGCCUAUAAAUCCUCCUUCCUCCCGCGACUAGGCCUGUCCAGAGAUGCGCCACCACUGCUCCCGUUCCAUACAAACCAAAGCGUCACGGACCCUCCCCUGAGGGCCAAGCGGAGCGAAUACGACAUGGCCGAGCUCUCUCCUCGACCCGAUUCCUAUCCCUCGUCGCCACCUACCAACGAGCCCUACGCCGACCACCCCUCCGCGCGAUCCGACACCGAAGACUCUGGAAUGGCGAGCCCAUCCACCCCGACGCGCCCCAAGAGCGGCCAGCGCGUACUCUUCGCUGGCCCGCCCGCCCCGAUUGCCACCUCCACUCUUCUGUACAAGGACAUCGAGGGAGGCAGGUCGACCUCGAUGGCGAACCGUCAACAAGACCGCUUCUCUGCGGCGCAAGCCCUGGGUAGCGUGCUGUUCAGCCGUAGGGGCGGGUCAUCGUCGGCGAGGGAGCGCAGCCCCAAGUAUGAGGCGGACUCGGCUUGGCAAAGCUUUGCCCGCCGCGAGAAGGCUCUUCAGAGAGACGCACAGAACCUCCUGGAUGUGCAGGCGGCCGGCCUAUCAGCCGGGCUGGGCCGACCCAUGAGCGACAGCGCCGCCUCCUCGGACGCCGCGGCCAGCGACAUGUUGGGCAACAACAGUCGCACCUCGUCCGCCGACCGCCACAGCUCCCGGACAAACCCCCAGGCGCACCAGCAACACCCGUUGUCGCAAUCGCGCAUAGACCCACCGGUCAGGUCGAACGCGAACGGCGGGGUGAUACCGGUGCGGCAGCCGCGCGCGAAUCCGAUAGGCCUGCGGGCCGCCAGGGCGGGGCUCGGGCGCACCAUGUCGCUGCUGGCGGACCUCAAGGCCGAGGAGGACGCGACGCUCGAGGCGGCCCUCGCGACCCGCAAGGCCGCCCUCGUGCGCGCCCGCAAGAUGUCUACGCGCCGCAAGGGCCUGGCUGACGAGCUGUGCGCGCUCGAGUCGGACGAAGAGGACCCGCUGGCACAGGAGCUGCGCGGGCUGCAAGGGGAGCACGAGGACGUCUGCACCCAGAUCACGGAGCUGGAGGAGCGCCUGGCCCUCCUCCGCGGCCGCCGCGGCCGCCUAGAGGACGACCUAGCGACCCUAACCAACCGGCGCGAUGCCGGCCUGAGCGGCUACCACGGCGCGCUGAAGGAGGUGGACGCGCAGAUAGCUGCCCUGCUUCGGCGCCCGCCUGUGCUGCCCUUGGAUAUGGCUGCACUUGCCGCGGUCUCGGGCGGCGCCAUCCCUGACGACGCCUCUCCCGGCGGGCUAGAGUUCCUCCACCUGCGUCCCGAGAGGCGGACCAUUGGCAUGGCCACCGACUGGUGGACUAAGGAGGUGGAGAUACUCGAGCAGCGGAAGUCGGCCGUCGAUAAAGAGCAGCAGGCCCUCGAGGAGGGGGCCGAGGUGUGGAGCCAGGCAGUCAAGCUCGUCUCCGACUUCGAGGCCGACCUGCGGAAGCAGAUGACUGGCGAUGACAAGGCAGACCAAGGCGCCGAGCCCGGCACGGACGGCACCUUUGGGCUACAGCUGAAGAAAAUGCGGGCCGUCAUCGCCGGCCUGGACGGUCUCCUACAUACCGUCGAGCGCAAAAACUGGAACCUGCUCAUCUGCGCCAUCGGUGCCGAGCUCGAGGCGUUCAGGGAGGCCUUCAUGAUGCUACGCGACGCCCUGAUGUGGGUCGAGACCGGCGAGGAGACGCCUCGCCUCGCCCGCUCCGCCGUGAACAACGCGGAGCCUGCCGCGAACCGGCAGAAGAAGGAUGGGGAGGAUAAGGAGGACAAGAAGGAUGGUGAGGACAAGGAGGACAAGAAGGAGAGAAGCAAGGGUAACGACGCCCUGGUAGAUCUCGAGCAGGACGACCACGGCGAUCGAGAAGAAGCCGCACCAGCACCAGCACCAGAAAAGGCGGCCGCCCGCGACGAGCAGGCUCAGCGAGGCGCGGACUCGGACUCUGUCCCUAGCCUCGACAGGGACGAUAGCGAGAACGAGAUACCGCUCGAGUUUCUAAUGGAACAUGCAGCAUGAGACUAGAAUGAUGGAUUUUUUAACGAUGCUACAAGACGUUACGAGAAUACCCAAGUUGGUGGCUUGGGACGAGUACAGGAUCGCCGUUGGAUUAUGAGGGCAGAGGUACAAUGAGAUGAGCACGGAACCCCCCAUUUUUUUUUUCUUUCACACUGGGUUGAUCAUCGUUCUGAACAUGCGUUGGGCGUUUGGGGUGCGCGGAGAUAAUUCCAUGUUUUCCACUUUGGUACCUUUCUGCAUGUCACGCGACCCGAGCCAUG